UCACUCUAUACUUUAUCGGCUCUGCGUGCCGCCCGAAGACUCUCUUACGGGUCGCGGUUUGGGCUAAAUCCUUCACGCGCUUCGGAGCGUCGAUGCCUUUGAACGGUCUUUUCCUAGAAGCCCCGUUCUGUCCCGAACGAGUGUGUUGUCAGUUAACUGAGUACAUCCUGAAAUGACUCCGGCUACCCCCAUUCUAGAAGGCUCUACACCAUGGCUCUUGGCACCACUAGGAAUUUUGAUCCUGACUCUUCUUUGGGCUGCAUGCAAACUUGGGCUGAUCUAUCCGUUUUGGCAUCAGGUGGACCCUAAGAGCACUCGGCACGGUGGGGAGAUUGUGGCGGAAGUACUGAAAGCUCACGGUGUGCGUUAUGUGUUCACGUUGGUUGGUGGCCAUAUCUCACCUAUUUUAGUGGCCAGCGAGAAGCUAGGCAUUCGCAUUGUGGACACGAGGCAUGAAGCAACAGCUGUAUUUGCAGCCGAUGCAGUGGCCAGGCUCUCAGGGACUCUGGGAGUUGCUGCAGUAACAGCAGGACCAGGAGUGACAAACACUGUAACGGCUGUGAAAAAUGCGCAGAUGGCAGAGUCUCCAGUCUUAUUGAUUGGAGGGGCGGCAGCCACGUUGCAGAAGGGUCGAGGGGCUCUCCAGGAUAUUGACCAGUUGUCUCUCUUCAAGUCACUUUGUAAAUUCUGUGCUUCAGUGAAGACUGUUCGAGAUAUCAGCCCUGUGCUGCGAAAGGCCAUUGCCAUUGCUCAGUGUGGCACGCCAGGUCCUGUGUUUGUGGAAUUUCCUUUGGAUGUUUUGUACCCCUAUCAUUUAGUGGAGAGAGAGGUGCUCAAGAGUGAUGCUUCCAAGAGCCUGAUGGGGAAGAUUGUUAAUUGGUAUCUACGCAGAUAUUUGGGGAACCUGUUUGCUGGGGCGUGGGAGGAACGAGACUUUUCACCUCUGCCAGUGAGCAUUCCAAAGGCCACACAAAAACAGAUGCAACAAUGUGUGGAGCUCAUCAGCAGGGCUAAGAAGCCCAUCAUCCUUCUUGGCAGCCAAGCGACCCUGCCUCCCACUCCAGUAAAGAAGCUCAGAGAUGCUCUAGAAGAACUGGGGAUCCCGUGCUUCCUAGGAGGCAUGGCCCGUGGCAUGCUAGGAAGGAACAGUCCUGUACACAUUCGUCAGAACCGCCGUGAGGCACUCAAGGAAGCAGAUGUGGUCAUUUUGGCAGGCACAGUCUGCGAUUUUCGUCUCUCCUAUGGGCGUAUCUUGAGCAAGCGCAGCAAAAUCAUUGCUGUCAACAGGAACCAGGAGCAGCUAUUGAAAAAUGCACCCAUGUUAUGGAAGCCCCAUAUUGCCAUCAAAGGGGAUGCUUCCUCCUUCCUUGUGAAUUUGAGCCAAGAGCUUAAGGGCUAUUCGUGUCCCCAGGACUGGGUAAUGAGUCUGAAGGAGACUGAUCACAUGAAGGAGAAAGCAAACAGAGAGAAGGCAGAAGAAUCUACAGAGCAGCACCUCAACCCACUGAAGUUGCUGCAUCAUGUGGACUCCUUGCUUCCUGAAGAUAGCCUGCUGGUUGCAGAUGGAGGUGACUUCGUGGCAAGUGCUGCUUACAUUGUAAAACCGAGGGGCCCGCUGUCCUGGCUGGAUCCAGGAGCCUUUGGGACCUUGGGGGUUGGUGGAGGCUUUGCUUUAGGAGCCAAGCUCUGCAGGCCAGAGUCAGAGGUCUGGAUCCUAUAUGGAGAUGGUUCUCUUGGGUUCAGCAUCAUGGAGUUUGACACUUUUGUGCGACAUAAGACACCAGUGAUUGCCUUGGUGGGGAACGAUGCCUGCUGGAGCCAGAUCUCCCGGGAGCAAGUUCCUAUGCUGGGUAGCAAUGUAGCCUGUGGCCUGGAUUACCUGGAUUACCAUAUAGUGGCAGAAGGCUUAGGAGGGAUUGGUUUCCUGCUCAGCCGGCAGAAUGAAGACCAAAUGGAUGACGUCAUAAGGACAGCACAAUCUAGGUGCAGAAGUGGACAACCUGUCCUCCUCAAUGCCCUCAUUGGGAAAACCAACUUCCGUGAAGGCUCCAUUUCUGUUUAGGAGUGAAGAUAAGUGAAGAUAUUCUGCCUUGCUCGAGAUAUCUGGCUCAGUUGAAAUAUUCCUAAGAAAGGAGUCAACGUGAAGUUAUUGCCUUUGUGUUGGCAGCC
Pogona vitticeps (central bearded dragon) is the source of this 2169-nucleotide messenger RNA. RefSeq names its product 2-hydroxyacyl-CoA lyase 2 (gene HACL2). The record is from RefSeq and is a predicted model, not a curated record. Lineage: Eukaryota; Metazoa; Chordata; Lepidosauria; Squamata; Agamidae. Gene Ontology annotation, cellular component: acetolactate synthase complex. Gene Ontology annotation, biological process: L-valine biosynthetic process. Gene Ontology annotation, molecular function: thiamine pyrophosphate binding; magnesium ion binding; flavin adenine dinucleotide binding.